This is a messenger RNA of Carassius carassius (crucian carp), 2118 nucleotides long. RefSeq names its product R3H domain-containing protein 4-like. The record is from RefSeq and is a predicted model, not a curated record. Gene Ontology annotation, molecular function: nucleic acid binding. NCBI's taxonomy places the organism in Eukaryota, Metazoa, Chordata, Actinopteri, Cypriniformes, Cyprinidae. Bases 125 to 889 code for a protein of 254 amino acids. The transcript is spliced from 8 exons.
CUCCGCCCAUUUCCACUAGCAUUAGCCAUUAGCCAUCGCGGUUUACGCCUGCUUAUCUGGACCUUAUCUCCCUCUAAAUUUCAUUGUUUUUGUCUCUGUCGUGCUUUUGUGAGAAGUCUGUGAGAUGGUUUUGUUAAAUAGCAAUAGCAAUGAGGAACAGGAUUUAAUCCUGAAUGAGCCGCGCUGCUCGUCUCUACCCAGCUCUCCUGCAAAGCGUGCUUCUCCAGCCAAAAAGAAGCAGUUUUUUAUCAACCAGGCCAUUCGUAACUCUGACCUCACUCCCAGAGCCAAGGGCAAGAAGAGUCUGAGACGACAGGAAAACACUCGUUUUCUGGACAAUCUUUUGGAACGGGACGAGUGCUCUAAAGAGGACGGUGAAGGACAUGAAACAGCCUUGCCCACCAUCUUCACUGAAGCCUGCACCAAUGGAGACUAUGUGGAGUACUGGAGUGAUUUUAUGAAUCGUUCUGGGGAGGAGCAAGAGCGACUUUUGGCUCUGCUGGAGGAGGAGGCCCAGAGGACCCACUCAGACAAGAGCCAUAAAGACCAAAGAGAAGUAAAUCCUGCCUUCAGUGCUCAGGAGUGUUUUCAGAGAAUUGAUCGGCGGCUGCGUGCCACGCUGAGACGCAGACAGCUUCCCAUGGGAGUGUUGGAGGGUCUGGAGUCCGAUCUGCUGGGAUUCUUCGUGGCAGAUCCACACUCAAUUUACAUAACCAAACUCAGCAACAGUUAUGAGCGACUGCUGCUUCAUGCUAUCUGCCAGUACAUGGACCUGACCUCUGCUAGCUCUGACUGUGAUGGUGCUCGGCAGACUGAGGUGGUCAACAAACAGGAAGAGUUCCUCCCUCCGCAGCCUCUGCUCUCUGUCUACCUGGAGCAGCUGAGCUGAACUGCUGUGAAUCCUGGCUACGAGCAUUGCCAUUGAUACUCAUCCAACAAGAACCUGCACCACUGCCCUUGAAAAAAAGCUCGGCCUUGACCUGGCCAGUAUGAACUCUACACAUGGCAUCGUGUCGUUGGACCUGGCCUGCAGGCCUUGGCCUUUAGGAGAGACUGUGCUAACUAGAUUAUUGUACUCAGUGUCACUAUCUCUUUCAUUCCAUUUUUAAAUGCAUUUUGGAGCAUGUAUUAGCAUAUGUCGUUAUUACAGCUGUCUUUAUAAAGGAUUCUUUUUCCAUGUUGCAGACAGAAUGUUUACUGUCAUGGCAUCCUUGUAGACAAAUAGGAAUAUGAUUGUGUGACCUCAAGAAGAGGUUGAAAAUGGUUUGAUAAUUAUUGUUUUUGAUCACCUUGACUUGAAAAUGAAAUGUAGUGGGUCAAGAAAUUCAUGUCCAUCUCUGAUGUUAUAUAAGCCACAGAUUGUCACUUUCAAAAACAUAUAACUCAGGCUCCUACAAAAGAAUGACAUCGUAUAAAUCUGCACGUGUCACAAAUAAUAUGGUUAUGCAGUUAUUAUUAUUUAUUUAUACCCGUGCGACCUGUUUGUUACUGCACAACUUUUACAUUUGAUUUGUGCAGACUGCUAAUUAACUUCAGCCAAUCCUGCCUGACAACUGAAGAGUGAAAGUAGACCUUUUAUACUCCGCAUUCUGUAACUUGAAUUUGAGUAGAACAGUACUUAAUAGUCUUUUUUUCCCCAUUAAGGAUCUGCCAACAUGCACUUGUAGCUAUGCCUUACCUGUACACUCCAUAUUUGUCAGUUUUGCAUUUUUGUAUUUAUAUAUUGAGCCUUUACAUCAAGGUUAUUAUGGUUUACAUAAUAACCUUUAUAUACCAUCAAAGGUCCUGAGACACUUGAGCAGUUAUUGCAUUGGUGAUUAUAACCAAAGUGUGUGUGUGCUGAUUCUCAGGCAUCAACUAUCAUGAAUGUGGACUUUCAACAUUUUCAUUACUCAUAAAAUCACCUGAAAACCACGUGUGUUCAAACAUUUUGAAAGAGAGAGUGGUGUUUUGGGAAUAUUUAUACAUGUGUUAAAAUGUUUGAGUUAAAUGCUGUUUAUACCAUGGUGGCAGAAUAUGAAUACGUACCAUAGAGGCUAGAGCACUUAGUAGUAUUUAGUUUUUGUCUGUGAUGAGUAUCUGUACCUUAGACAAUUAAAAUACCAAGUUUUUAACUGA